UACUUAGAGAAGCCGUUCGUCUUGCAGGUGCACCGCACUAUGUUCCUUCUCCCAUCAUGCGUUGCGUUUUGACGCUCUUCUUCAGAGGACACCGCAAGAGAUUGAAAUCAGUCAAAAUGUCUGACAUAAUUGAAGAGAAGAUCAAGAACUACAGAACGGCUCCUUUUGAUGCCCGGUUCCCCAACACCAACCAGACCCGAAACUGCUUCCAGAAUUAUCUGGACUUCCACAGAUGUAACAAGGCUCUGUCAGACAAAGGCCAGGACGUGGCACCCUGUGACUGGUACCAGAGAGUCUACAAAAGCCUGUGUCCCUUGAGCUGGGUGGCAAAAUGGGACGAUCAGAUUGAAGCUGGAAGUUUCCCUGGGAAAAUCUAAAUGGACACAUGACUUCUUCCACUGAUCUUGCGUCCUUUCCCCCGACUUCCCUUACGCACCUCUUAAUGUCUCUGUCAAGCAUUUUGAUGUUUCUGUAAAAAUGACUAAUAAAUAUUUAAAUGUUGUGGUGA
Oncorhynchus masou masou (cherry salmon) is the source of this 508-nucleotide messenger RNA. RefSeq names its product cytochrome c oxidase subunit 6B1-like. NCBI's taxonomy places the organism in Eukaryota, Metazoa, Chordata, Actinopteri, Salmoniformes, Salmonidae. Bases 57 to 377 code for a protein of 106 amino acids. The transcript has 4 exons. The record is from RefSeq and is a predicted model, not a curated record. Gene Ontology annotation, cellular component: mitochondrion; respiratory chain complex IV.